ACCCUGAGCCAUCACUACCAAACGCUCCACACGUUUCUUACCUUUUCCUUGCCAUUCUCGCAAUAUAUCAUCGCUGAUUCGAAAUACACAUAGUAGAAUAAACAAAACCCUUGUUCCGUCCGCCUCUCUCUCUCUCUCCCGGAAAAGUACACCGUUACGCAGGUCAACUGUGCCUGUCGCCGAUCACCUUUUUUGUUUCUCUCUCUGCACUUUCCUUUUUACUUUUUUUUUUGACGAUUUAACAACUACGAUUCGGAUUUAAGAUCGAUCGGCGAUUGAAGAACGAGCUACUGCUUCUCCUUCUUAUAAUCUUCCUAACUCAGAUCGGCAAGAAUGACAAACAUGUGGCGAAGAUGGCGUGGUCAGGACCAACACGAAAGCGAGCCCUUGGAUCAUGAGAAGAUGAUCAAAGACCUUAGAGCUGCUAUGGGACCGCUCUCUGGGCACGCCUUAAAGUUCUGUACCGAUGCAUGCCUAAGGAGGUACUUGGUAGCUCGAAACUGGAAUCUUGAGAAAGCCAAGAAGAUGUUGGAGGAGACGCUUGAAUGGAGAUCGAACUACAAGCCUGAGGAAAUUCGUUGGCAUGAAGUAGCAAAUGAAGGCGAAACUGGUAAAGUCUCGAGAGCAAAUUUUGUUGAUCGAUGUGGAAGGCCCGUCCUCAUUAUGAGACCUGGGAAGCAGAAUACUAAAACGGGUGAUGGCAAUGUCCGUCAUCUGGUAUAUCUAAUUGAGAAUGCGAUUCUAAACCUCCCAGAAGGCCAAGAACAGAUGUCAUGGUUGAUUGAUUUCAGCGGGUAUUCAAUGAAUGCCUCAAAUAUCCAGCUGAAAACAACUCGAGAUAUCUUGAACGUGUUACAGAACCAUUAUCCUGAAAGACUUGCCAUUGUCGUCCUCUAUAAUCCUCCAAAAAUAUUUCAAGCAUUCUAUAAGGUUGUGAGUUACUUCAUAGACCCAAAAACACAUCAGAAGAUCAAAUUUGUUUACCCAAACGACAAGGCUAGUACCGAGAUUAUGAAAUCGUAUUUCGAUACCGAAAACCUUCCGAGUGAGUUUGGGGGAAACCCUGGGUUGACUUUGAAGUAUGACCAUGAAGAGUUCUCUAAGUUAAUGGCUGAGGAUGAUAUAAAAAGUGGCAAGUUUUGGGAUUCUGAGACUCUCCAUGAUACCAAUGGUCAUUGUGUCGAACCAUAUGUAGGACCAGAAACGGCACCCAACCCUCUAGCCACAGCUAGCUAGCUAACAUUUCCUUCAACCUGAGAAAAACAAAUGUUUCAUAUAUGUACAAGAAGAUGCUGUUUUAUAUAUA
Molecule: messenger RNA, 1306 nt
Organism: Cynara cardunculus var. scolymus (artichoke)
Lineage: Eukaryota; Viridiplantae; Streptophyta; Magnoliopsida; Asterales; Asteraceae
Product: CRAL-TRIO domain-containing protein C23B6.04c-like
Exons: 6
Coding region: 334-1236 (300 amino acids)
Molecular function (GO): phosphatidylinositol transfer activity
Source: RefSeq, a predicted model, not a curated record